This is a messenger RNA of Peronospora matthiolae, 1581 nucleotides long. NCBI's taxonomy places the organism in Eukaryota, Oomycota, Peronosporomycetes, Peronosporales, Peronosporaceae. The record is from the annotation of a GenBank genome assembly.
AUGGAGCGCAAACGCCAGCGCGUGGCUAACGACACGACCGCGAGUCCUCCCAGUAAGCGUCUAGUCCGUGAUAAGAACGACAAGCCAGAGAUUCCGGUCCAUUCAGAGGUCGAGAACGAACUCUCAAGCAUUGACGACUUGCUGCAAAAGGAAGAGACAUCGCAACGACAAACCUGGCAAAUUGGGAAACGGGUGAAAAGGCUAUUAGAGCGUCAUGAGAAUUUACCCAUUUCGAAACAGCUGGAUGCCUAUUUUCUCUGGGGUACAGCUUUGGCUCGUCUAGCCUCAUUAAAUGAAGACCCGGCUUUAGCUGAUGCAGCGGCGGACAAAUUCCAGCAGAUCUUGGAGCUGAGUGGAGACGGGGCGGAGCUUGCAGAUUCCGUGGAUGCCGCUCUGGGUCCUGUGGGUUACUCGCUCUGGGGCUCGUCGCUGCUAAUUGUCGCAACGGAGACGCAGAGUCGAGAGGUACUGGACCAGGCACUGGCCAAAUUUCAGAGAGCAGUGGAAGUGGACGGAGGUACGACGUUUGAGACGAGGUUCCAAUACGCAAAGGCACUUAAGGAGGGAGGAGAUCUGGUGACGUUCUUGGAAGAAGACGAAGGUGCAGCAGGAGAUGUGAAGACAAACAGCUACUAUGAUAGGGCCUUGCAGGUGUGUAAAACGCUGGAAGACAUUUAUCAGGUGGAGUCGAGAAAAAUGCAGAAGAAUGACGAUGAGGAGGAAAAAUUGAAGGAACGUGAGGACGGAAGCAAUGGUCGAGAAAAGAACGAUGACGAGGAGGACAAAAUGACGGUGGAAGACUUUGGUGAAGUGAGGUUACUUGAGGCUGUAUUGCAGGGUUUGCUGGACGAUCCGAGCAGUGUUGAUAGCCUUUACCGUACUGUUGCACUUUACCAGGCGGCUAUCGCACUGCAUCCUGACAAUGCCAAAGCCUUGAUGGAGACAACUGAUUAUUUAGCUGCGAGGUGUCUGGCAAGCAGCAAUUUCGGCACAUGGCCGUCAGCAAGUGAGUGGAUUAAGCUGUUCGAUGGUCUGGAAGCGCAGUACAAACGCUUGCUAGCCGACCGUGGCUUCGAGCUGCAAGAGUGUCAUGAAAUCUGUCAUCGUAAAGAUACUCACGAUCAGAACGAGCCAGAAGAGAAGGAGAUUGAUGAAGAGGUGCCCUAUUUGCUCAAUGCACUUGGAAAGGGCUUGACGGCAUUUGUGCGGAGUUUCCCACACUUCGAUGGUGAUGUAGUUGAAGAAAUGAAGAAAUCGAAGCAAAAGUGUCCGGAUGCGAGUAGAAAUACACGCUUCACUCACGCAGUUGAGAUACUGCGCUCGGCUCAUCACUUUCACGACAAGCUUGGAUGUUAUUACUUGGCGUGUUUGUAUGCAUCGCCAGCAUUCGAAGAUGAGAAGGAAUGUCGUAUCUGGCUUGAAACUGCGGAUAGCUACGGUGCGUUAGAGGAUGAGUUUGACGUCCAAGAAUUUGCAACAAUGCACGAGAAGGCCUGGUUCAAACACUUGGCACAGCCACCAGUCCAAGUAAAGGAGAUUGAGGGUCAAGAGCAAGGAAGUAGCGAAGAGGAUGACGGAUAG